UAAAAUUAGCAGUGCCUUGUUUUGGAUUGAGAAGUGGCCUGUUAAUUCUCUUAAACUUUAGCCCGUAGGAUGUGGCCAGCCGUCCAGAGCUGGGUGGAGAGGUAAGUUGAUUGAGGGGUUGCUAGCUUUAACACAGCCAGCAGGUGAUGCUGGUCUUUGGAACCCUUCUCCCACCUCUCAAUUUGUAACAUCCUCUUUUCCCCCAAGCCCCUAUACCUUUCAUAUUGCUCCAGGUUUCUUUAAUCACAGUAUUCAAGGGCCUGAAGUAUUUGUUCCCCCAUAGGUGCUAAGUGAGACAAUUGACUUUCUCCAUUUUGCAAUGGGCUUUUCUUCCCUUUACUGCUAACUCCCAAGACCCCCACGUCUGCUUUUCUGGUGAGCACCUAUUGCUUUUCUGCUUCUCACCUCCUCCAGUGGUCUUCCUCCCUGUCAGCCUCUUCACCACCUGGGGAGCUUCUGCUAUCUGCAUCUAGUCCAGGCUCAGGCGUUUUGCUCAUCUGCCUUCAGUCCAAGCCUCAUUAUACUCCGCUCACACUGAUUCCACUCUACCUUUCACACCGUUUCUUUCUCUCAUUCUUCCCAAUUAAAGGAUACAUCCUACAAGGAUACAUCCUACAAUGGGUAUGCGAAGGAUACCCUUCAUAUACCCAUUUGUACCAAGAAGCGGCCUCUAGCUACUCGAGCCCUCCUCACCAUGAGUACCACCACUUUUAGCCCCUUCACCCUUCUCUGGUGGUUUGAUGUGAACCAGUCUUGUCUCUUCAGCUCCGCUGGGGCCCAGUGGGGGAGGGAGCUUGCAUUCCUUCUGGAGUCUCCAGCACUGUGAGCUGUGCUGGCACCUGUGUGCUCCGUGAUUACAGGCUGGUGGGCUGGAGUUGCCUGAACUUUUAACAAGUGCGUAAAUACACUGGGAGAUGGUUGGGUGGGGGAGGGGACCCGGUGAAGGGUUUCUUAAUUCAGAGGGAUUACUUGUGGGAGAGGAAGGAACAAUUAGUCUCUUUUCAAGGUUAGCCCAGAGCAUGUUCUGGAUUGGGAUUGAGUCACGCCCCUUGCCUCCCACCUGCCCCCCCCCCCUACUCUCCCAGGUGCAUGUCCCCAGCCACACCUGGUGGGGCAGCUGACUUGAUAAAAAGUAGCUCCGAGGGUGUGGGCGAGGGCUAUUCGAGAAGCAGGAGGAUGAGCGCUGAGUAUGGACAGCGGCAGCAGCCCGGGGGCCGUGGGGGUCGCAGUUCUGGGAACAAAAAGUCCAAAAAGCGCUGUCGGCGCAAGGAAUCCUACUCCAUGUAUAUCUACAAGGUGCUGAAGCAGGUGCACCCUGACAUCGGCAUCUCUGCCAAGGCCAUGAGCAUCAUGAACUCGUUUGUAAACGACGUGUUUGAGCAGCUGGCGUGUGAGGCUGCCCGGCUGGCCCAGUACUCGGGCCGGACCACCCUGACAUCCCGAGAAGUCCAGACGGCUGUGCGUCUGCUGCUGCCUGGGGAACUGGCCAAGCACGCUGUGUCCGAGGGCACCAAGGCUGUCACCAAGUACACCAGCUCCAAGUGACCCAGGGUCUGACAAAAAUAAAGGGUGAACUGUU
Messenger RNA from Gorilla gorilla gorilla (western lowland gorilla), 1579 nucleotides. It is a transcript of the gene H2BK1, whose product is annotated as H2B.K variant histone 1. Bases 1090 to 1545 code for a protein of 151 amino acids. Gene Ontology annotation, molecular function: DNA binding; protein heterodimerization activity; structural constituent of chromatin. The transcript has 2 exons. NCBI's taxonomy places the organism in Eukaryota, Metazoa, Chordata, Mammalia, Primates, Hominidae. The record is from RefSeq and is a predicted model, not a curated record. Gene Ontology annotation, cellular component: nucleosome.